Molecule: messenger RNA, 1160 nt
Organism: Papaver somniferum (opium poppy)
Lineage: Eukaryota; Viridiplantae; Streptophyta; Magnoliopsida; Ranunculales; Papaveraceae
Product: single-stranded DNA-binding protein WHY2, mitochondrial-like
Exons: 2
Coding region: 96-833 (245 amino acids)
Biological process (GO): regulation of DNA-templated transcription; defense response
Molecular function (GO): single-stranded DNA binding
Source: RefSeq, a predicted model, not a curated record
GUUAGGUCCAAAUCCAAGAGGACUCAGCGGGCGAAGGAGAUAAACCCUAGAUUCUUUCUUCAUCAUUUUUCACUGUUUGCUAGAAGAAGACGAAAAUGUUGAAGAAGUUCUCUCAAGUCUUGACGGUUAGGAGACCUUUGUCUAAGUUUUUGUUGCCAAGAAAAGUAAGCAAUACUGAGGAUGCCUUAUUGUCCAGAAGCUUUGUUUCCCAAGCUGUGGCUAGACCAAACCCUGCGUCUGAUGGUGAUUCAGGCAGAGUAUUUGUGGAUUAUACUAUCUUCAAGGGAAAAGGUGCUCUCAAUAUGUCCCCUAUUCCACCAAAGUUCAUCCAGCUCCAGUCUGGGGGUGGUAUGAAGAUAGAUAGGAAGGGUGCAAUGAUGCUGAAUUUUUUUCCUGCUGUUGGUCCAAAAAAGUAUGAUUGGCAAAACAGACAAGGUUUUGCUUUGUCAGUGACAGAGAUUGGGGCCCUAAUAAGUCUUGGACCUUCCGAGUCUGCUGAAUUUUUCCACGACCCAUCAAUGCAAUCAAGUAACGCAGGUCAAGUUAGAAAGAAAUUAUCAGUUCAGCCGAUUGGAAAUGGUGCCGGCUUUUCUUUUUCAUUGAAUGUUAACAACUCGGUGUCUAAAACCAGCGACCAGUUCUAUGUGCCCGUUUCUAAGGCAGAGUUUGAAGUGAUGCGCUCAAGUUUCAAUUACAUCCUGCCACGCAUCAUGGGUUGGGAUCAGCUCUUUAAUCCUCAGCUGCCAGCAAGUGCCAACGUUAAUCCUGAAAUAAGAGAGCCAGAGAUGGAGCCGGAGAUGCACUUAAGUCCUGAUCCUGAGUGGGAUAGGUAGACAGUGAACAAGAUGUGGAUUAUCUAAAGUGUAAGUUGAAGAGACAGUAGUCAUAUUAAGUAUCUUAACAAACGCAUGUGAAAAGUAACCUGAUAGAUUAACAGUAAUAGGAGUAUACUAUGUUUGGUAUUUUGUUUUACCUUUUUGGUUUAUUUUUCUUGGAUAAUUACCUGCAUUCAGUCAUUCAUUCAUUGUACGCCCGUUAACCCUAGUUCAGCGGCUCAAUGAUGACUCGGAUGAAGGUAAUGGUUAUGGGGUUGGUGCAUUUUUCUUCCUUAUAGCAGGUGCUCUCAGUAUGUCCCCUGCGUCUGAUGGUGCUUUUGAUUA